CACGAGCAAAACUUGUCUUCACAUCAAAUAAUUGUAUACCAAAAUUACAUGUCUAUUCUUUAAACUUUGUUGGAAAUUCUGUAAAAAAAAAGUAAGUAUACAAAGUCAAACGUAAACGUGCCGGUGACCGUAUGGAAGAUUCCUUUCAUGUUGUUGCACAUGUUUCAAGAGACUCAUAUGUAGAAGUGAUUUGUCUUUUACGAUGGUGUAUUUGGAUUUGUCCGUUAUUGUUAAUCCUACUUUCAUUCUUUUGGCAUCUAUGCCGUGAUAUUCUUAAAAUGUACUACAAAACACCGACCCUUUUAUCUUAUUAAUUUAGUGUUUUUAAAUAUCUGGAUUCUCUUUUUCUAGGUUUUAUUUUUUAUUAUUCAAACAUUAUCGUUGUAGUUACUUUUUUGAACAUGAGUCAUUUAUUACGACAAAAAGCCUUAUGUCGUAUAACUGACACGGCUACGAAAAGACUUCAAGAAUUAUUGAAAAAGACAUCUAGGGAUUAUUUAAUUCAAGAUGUCCAAGAAAAAUUUUUCCCAAAGUUAAGUGUAAUACAGAGCGGGUGUAGUGGCUUAUCGUAUAAAUUAUGUUUUAUUCCAAGCGAAAAAAAACAACUAUCAGAUAUUCUUGUACCAACAACCGAUCCCAGUUUUCAUUUACUUAUUGACAAAAAAUCAGUCUUAUAUUUAGCGGGAGUUGAAAUUGAUUAUAAGGAAACCGCUAUUGAAUCACAAUUUUUAUUUAAAAAUUCUCAAUCUAAAACAUCAUGUGGUUGUGGCAAAAGUUUUUCUGUUUAAGAAAAAAAUUCCGUUAAAUUGUUUAUAACCACAAAAAAUUUAUUUGUAAUCAAAACUUGACAUUUGUCAAAAAUUCUUUUAUGUUCGUUAAUAAAAAAAGAAGCUGUGACUUUCUGGUUUAACCACGCAUGCAGCGUAACUUUUUUAAUAAAACUUAGUGCUUUUCGCAGAAAAUAGAAAAAAAAUUAUGUCGCAAUCAAAUUUAUACAGACAAGAGUCCGAAUCGAUUUCAGAAAAAUUUUCGGAAGAGUUACAAAGUACAAAAAAAAAAGUACAUAAGCAUCAUUUUGAAAAUUCACUUUCAACUCCCUCACGAUCAACUAAAAAAGUAAGAAAAGGUGGUAUUCAUUGGGAUGAUAAAGUUAUAGAGGAACAUAAUCAAUUUCGUGGUACACGAAUGCAAAUCAAAGAACCUAAGACACCUUUUUGUCGUGAUUUAUAUUGUGAUAGUAUGGAAGAUGAUUCUUCUGUGUGUAGUGACACAUUCAAUGAACCCCCUGGUGAAUACAGAGCGUCGACUCCAGCAGACAUAUCUACUAAAAAAUACAGUUUUUAUACACAAUAUUACAAUAGUGACUCAUCACAAGAUUCACAAUGUUUCGAGUCUUCAGAUGCCUCCUCUAAUGAAAUACUUUUAUCAACAACAAACCAACUUUAUUUUAACGAAUGUCCUUUAUUAAAAGGCUGCAAAUCCAAUAUUUUUUCCCAUGACAAUCUCUAAAUCUCCUUAGCUACGCCCUACCCAUCACGUUAUUUAAUAAUGCUUUUUUAUUUCAACUGUAUCGUCUAGUUUGAUUAUUCUAUUUUCUAAAACCUUUUUUUUUCUUUUAAGAUAGUGCAACAAACAAAUACCACCACACUGAGUAUAUACUACAAACAUCAAAUAUUGUCAAUCUUUUUAAAAGUUUUUCGUACAUGCUAUUUUUUUUUUGUAUAAAUAAUUUUCGAUUUCUGCCAAUUACGCGCCAAACACAUUCUUCGACAUUCACCGAGUCGCGGGUUUUCAAUUGACGCUUGGGACAAAGUGUUUUUGUCUCACUCGAAUUGUUGUGUAGUAAUAAAAUAAAAUAUUAUUGAAAAAAAAUCAUUCACAUAAAUUUUUUAUAUUUAGACGUUAUUGUUUAUUUUUUACAACAAUAAAUUCUUCAUAAAAUGAUCGCCUAUCGUUAUAACAUUUUUAAUCUACUUGUACUUCUUCUUUCAGCUUUGUCCGUGUAUUCAAAACUCAUUGCGUUAGAACCCAUUGAGGUUGCAAUCUAUAAUAAUCCUGAUGAUACCUCAUAUGAGUAUGUUUCUCCUGAGAUUGUAAAACCGACUCAAGUAGCACGUAAUGAGUAUGAAUCUUAUUCCCGAGCAGAAAAUACAGAUAAGAAAGAAGAAGAAACUUUAGCUUCCGCUUUAGAACUUUUAGAAGACAUUGUAUCGACUAUUCAUAAAAGUGCAGAAAAAUUGGGUGGAUCCGUCAACCACGAUGUCGAUCAACGUUCAUUGUGUCAGAAAAUUUACUCUAAAGGUAACACAAGACGGUUACGACGUGUUCUUACGGCUCUUUGCGGUAACCCGAAUUCACAAGAAACAUAUGCACCUCAACCAAAACAACCGGAAGACAAUCGCUACGUAACGGAAUCUUCGGAAAACAGUGAAGAAAAAAUAGUUUUUUUAGACGGUGAUGAAACAGUAGAGCUCAUCCCCGUUGAUAUUUAUGAGAUCGUCUAAAAGGUGGUACUUGAAGGUUUAUUUUUCGUAAGAUUUCACGUUAUCAGGUUUUCAAUAGAAGAGAAAUAAAAACAUUAGUUUUGGAGCAUUUAAUAAAAUUUUUUUUGCUUAAAACAAUUAACGUUAUCUAACGGAUACGUUUAUUUGUCGUAACAUUAUUAAAGCAAUUUCAAAGCAUCACCCUUGUGAAACACAACUCACAUAUCAAAACAAAUUAUCUUGUUA
Hylaeus volcanicus is the source of this 2729-nucleotide messenger RNA. RefSeq lists its product as uncharacterized. The record is from RefSeq and is a predicted model, not a curated record. Gene Ontology annotation, molecular function: protein phosphatase inhibitor activity. The coding region runs from base 976 to 1509 and encodes 177 amino acids. NCBI's taxonomy places the organism in Eukaryota, Metazoa, Arthropoda, Insecta, Hymenoptera, Colletidae. Gene Ontology annotation, biological process: regulation of signal transduction. The transcript is spliced from 5 exons.